Rhipicephalus microplus (southern cattle tick) is the source of this 4729-nucleotide messenger RNA. It is a transcript of the gene rin, whose product is annotated as ras GTPase-activating protein-binding protein 2. Gene Ontology annotation, molecular function: mRNA binding. NCBI's taxonomy places the organism in Eukaryota, Metazoa, Arthropoda, Arachnida, Ixodida, Ixodidae. The record is from RefSeq and is a predicted model, not a curated record. Gene Ontology annotation, cellular component: cytosol; ribonucleoprotein complex.
CGUCGUAUUUCGUGCAAAAUGUUUUAAGUGUGAAGUUAUGGCAGCUGCAAUUAACUUGUAUGGUCGAUGCAUCUGAUAGCAGUUAAGCCUAACGUCAAGUGACUAGUUGGAAUAUCGCUGGAUUAUUGCGACAUUGCUUCCAUCUCCACAGCCUUCUUUUGGCUACAGAGUCAUGGUCAUGGAAACUCCGACCGCUCUUCACAUAGGGCGGGAGUUUGUUCGACAGUAUUACACGGUGCUCAAUAAGACUCCCCUACACUUGCAUCGGUUCUACAGUCAGGACUCCUCUUUUGUGCAUGGGGGCCCUGAAAAGCAGGAGUGUGCGAUGGGUCAGCAUGACAUCCAUCAGCGCAUCAUGCAGCUUAACUUCCGUGACUGUCAUGCAAAGAUCAAGCAAGUGGACUCGCUCACUACUUUGGGUGAAGGUGUCGUUAUUCAGGUGACAGGAGAGUUGUCCAAUGCUGGCCAACCCAUGCGUCGUUUUAUGCAGACAUUCGUUCUGGCACCUCAGCAGCCUCUGAAGUACUAUGUGCGCAAUGACAUCUUCCGUUACCAAGAUGAGGUAUUCACAGAGGAGGAGGAAGAGGAAGAAGGCAAUACGGCUGCUGAGCAAGCUCAGGAAGAGGUUUCCGAGCCCCUAAUGGCACACCAUCAAGCUGCGCAUUCGGAAGUGGUACAGCACACUGCUGAUGCCACAACUGCUUUGGUGAAUGAAGCACCCGUGCCUCCUCGGGGAGAGCAGCUGGGCAAUGGUGGUAGCAGUCCACCUUCCAACAGUGUGGCUCAAACUCCUGGUCGGCCUGCUUAUUUUGAUUCUCAGCAGGUCAUGCGAAAUGGGACAGCACAUCUAGUCCCAGAGGUUGAGAUUUCUUCACAAGCAUCUCUGACAAGUGGCAGCCCUCCAGAAGCACCUUCGUCAGCACCCACGGUUGCUACCACUAAUUCAAUGAACUGGAAAGACGAUGAAUCUCCAGCACCACCUACUGCACCUCAGGUCAAUCAUCAGGCGCUUCCGGAGACAAAGACUUACGCCAAUAUGGUGAGCAAGAACUCUGUACCAAUCUCUUCGGCUGGAUUUACGUCACCAAGCCCUGCGGCACCUUUUGGUGGUGCUCCAACCAGUGGAACAGGACAUGUUCCGGCAUCUACAGGGCACUCUGGAAGGGGAUUUGGAGGUGAGCCUCUCUCUGGGGGCCUGCCACCAAGGCCAGACCAGCGUGGAGGUCCGCGGCCUCAGCAGCAAACGCGGGCACCACGUGCCUCACUGCCACCACCCACCAAGCGGGCUGAGAGUGGCCGAAAUGAAAAUGCACUUAGCAGUGAUGAUGGGACUGCGCCUCCGCCUCUCCGGUCUAGUGUCAAGCCCCAGUACCCUGAUAACCAACAGGUGUUUGUGGGAAACCUGCCACACUCUAUCACUGAGGAGCAAGUGCUGAAACGCUUUGAGGAGUUUGGCCAUGUGCUUGAGUUCAGGAUGAACUCCAGGUCGACAAGCAAGAUGACAGCUGGCGGCAAAGCUGUACCUAACUGCGGCUUUGUCAUCUUUGAGAGUUGUGAGGCUGUCGAGACAGUACUACAUAAUGCGCCCAUCUACAUUAAUGAAACUCGUGUGAACGUUGAAGAGAAGAAGACCAAGCAGAAGCUUGCCACAGAAGGACGAGGAGGCAGCUUUACGUCAGGCAGCCCUCGCAGUGGAGGAACGGGUAUGAUGCCAAGAGGACCUCCGGGAGGGCGUGCUAAUGGGGCUGGUGGGCGUGGCACCUUCUCGAGAGGUGGCAGCCGUAACCCUCCUGGUGGUGGCGUUGGCAUCAGGCACAACUAGACCUACUGCAGCUUAUGCGCCAGCCCCACCAAGCAGCAGUCCCUGUACCCGUGGCACCUUCCUGCUCUCGGACUGUCCCGUGAUCGACUCUGCAUCUGCACUCCUUUUCACUCCACUUCUUUGUCACCCCCUCACCCCUCCUUGACAUCCCUCUUUUUUUUUUUUCUGGUUACUCAGCUUUCAUUGUCAGCAUUUAUUUACAUGUUCAGUCCUUUGCUUCGCUUCACCCCUUUUGGUGAGGCAGUGUUGCUAGCUCUACACCAAGUGACACUUGCUCUUACUAUGGCAAGUCUGCUGACGUGCAAGCACUUAGUCCUUUUUCUGCCUCAACUGAUUGUAUUUUUGUUGCUUGUCGUUCACUAUUCAUCUGUAAGCUGACUCCAAGACCGAAAAUGUAGCCAUUUAUUCCUCUAUCAAUUGGUUGCUGCAAUCAUAGGGUGUUUAUUUCAAGGUGAAGGGUUGUGAUGGGAGUAGUGGUGGAAGGGAAGCAAUGCCAGGGACAAGCCUAGCUGCUGCAGGACGGUGCUGGAAAAAGGGAGCUCCAAAUGAAAAUGGAAGCAUUGCUCCUUGCCCAUGUAGACACAACAUGCAGAUUAUGAUGAAACCCAGCAUCUGACUUGGCUGAGCCAAGAAAGAUUUGAGGAAACGCAGGCUGCAUGCCCAUGAAAGUUACGCAUACUAGGCUGUGCCAUUGAUUCACAGCCAAGGAAGGAUGAACUUUGGAAAUGGAAGCUUUUUUUGCCGGUCAUCAUUCAUUUAUACAAUAUACUGCUGUUAUUUUUUGUUAGGUUUUUGUAUGUAUGUUUGUGGCUUGUGUACGAUGUCCUUUUGUAAGGAAAGGAGAAAUACCAAAAAAAAGAGUGCAAGGAAAAAAAAAACAAAGGGAAAAAGUGUUGAAUGAGUAAAGAGUGAUAGGCCUACACCUCCUCCUCUUUUUCCAUGUCCUCCUGCCUUGUUUCUCCUUCCCCUCACCCCCUUAGGAACUUAUUUAAUUUUGUGGCCUCCUGUAUAUAUAAAUGAGUGGUUGGAAACCUAUAGGCCCUCACGUCUUUGCUUUACAAUGUUGAAGGAAUUAGAGGUGGAGGAGUGGUAUUCAGAUUGACACUGGUUCUUGGCGACUGUUUGUGGGACAGAACCUUCAGCCUCCUCUCUGCCCCCUUUUCCUUAGUGUAGUGAGGCUCCUUUUACAUAGUCAAAUGCUCCUCCUGCACUGUGAAGUCGCUUUCAUUGUUCUGAACAGUGAAGUAGUGACUUAAUUUUUAUUUUAAUUUUUAUUUGGGUGGAAGUGUCCUCGAAUGCAUUUUUUUGUUGAUUUUGGCUUUAUUGGCCAAGGCUGAAGGUGUGUAACAGUGUGUCACCUUUCUGCAAUGAUGUAAAUAAGCACUGUGGCGUAUGCUUUACAGACUGCCAAUCGUGCACAGUAUGUUUGUUUUUUAACCUAGCAGUCUUUGGGUUUUUAUUGUGUGUCUCGGUUCAAUGUCUCAAUCACAGUUUCUGCCUGACCAACCAAUCUUUUGCUGCUAUAGCAGUUUUUUUACUUUCCUUCUCCUUGCACAGUUCAUCGUCAUGUGCUGUUUUUAUAUAAAGAGAAAAUCAUUAACCCAUAGCCGUAACUUAAACAAGGCCCAUCUAGUGCAAAAAGUGAUGACAAAUAAAAAGAUGGAGCAAGGUAUCAAGGUUGACCUUGUUGCUUGAUGCAUUGUGAGUGUGUGUGUGUGUGCUUUCUUUUCUACUCGAACUCCUAUUAAACAUAAGGCAUGUAAAACAUAAGCCUGUGUCGCUUCUUUGUACUGUUUACUCAAUACUAACUCCACUUAGCUGGAACUCUGUCGUUCAUUACGGAGUUUUAACAUGUGCUUAAGAUGAGUGGAUGAUCGUUCCAUAUCCGGUUGAACCUGCAAGCUGUAGGCAUAUUUCCAAAACGAAAGGUAUUGGGAAACGUUGUUUUAGCAGCAUUAAGAGCUUGCGCUGAAUUAUUUGUUGCAGCUCACGGGACCUGUGGCUAAUAACUAUUGCUAUGUACCCAGGUGCAUACUGUUGCGGUUUCAACAGCUGAAGCUUGCAGUCUGCAGUCGUGUUACAAUGGGAUGCUGAUAUCAUGAAUUCAUUUUCUUCAAAUGCAACUGCAUUUACUAAUUGCUGUUGUGAAUGGCUGUGACAACCUACCUUCAUUUGUUCCAGCAAUAACACAGUGCUGUGGCGUCUGCCUAUACAAUUGUGAAAUUGUGUAUGAUUGCGGUGUGGUUAAGUAAGUUUUGAUACAUCAGGCAUGCGUGAAAGUCCUCACUCCUCCCACCUUUUUUUUUUCUCUCUGGACAGAUAGGUUAUCACUCCCCUCUUAGCAGUUUUACAAAGUUCAUUAUGACUGCAAGUGUACGUGUCUGCUCUAAUUUAUGCACUGACAAUGGCGUGAAUUGCAGACCAGAAAGUGCUACAGCAGAGCUUUUUGGAAGCUUCUGUUAUAUGCAUAUAUAAACUUUUAUUUAUUAUGUUUGUUUUGGGCACUUAUAUUUCAGGAAUUGCACUGUACACUGUAAGUAUUCACAUGCUAUGGUGCCUGCAUAAAUUGUGCUAAUUUGAUUGCUAAACAGUUGGCAGAAUGGAGUGGAGGUAUUACUUUGCGUCAGGUGAAUUGGCUUUGUAGGCUUCCUAGGCCCGUAGCCUUGAUGUUUGCCAAGGUUUGAUUAGCUGCAGGCUGCUUUGUAAAGUUGAUCGCGCACUUGAAGAUAAGACCUGAUGCAUGUAUUCAUUAUCAAAAUGGGGGGAACGCCAUUGAUAGUUUCCGCAGGACAGAGAAGCUGUGUCGGCUGCUCACUUGGCAAGUUGCAUGUGGGCACUUUCUACAGCUCCUCUUGGGCAGUUGCAUUUGUUGAGUGUGAACCAUCAAAUAAAAAAUUUCCAAUUGAA